CAGCAUUACAAAUUCGGGGGAAUAAGGAGAGGUCCAGUCGCGCUUUUUGAAUUCGCCACGGGAGCCCAUAUUGUCGGAUUUCAAAGUACACAAACUAGAUAUGGCAGACCAGUUUGGAUCAGCGCCGCCGUCGGGCUCGCAGCAGCGAAUGCCGCGCGUCGCCAAGGUCAAGAACAAGGCGCCCGCCGCGCUCCAGAUCACAGCGGAACAGAUCAUCCGCGAGGCCAAGGAGCGCCAGUUCGAGGUCGAUGCCAAGGUGCCGCACCAAAAGAUUGCAGACCCGGCCGAGCUGGACGCCUUCAAAGGCCGCAAGCGCCGCGAGUUUGAAGAGCUGCUCAAGAAAAACCGACGAAACACGAUGCACUGGCUGCGCUACGCUGCGUUUGAAGAGCAGCACAAGGAGUUUGAGCGCGCACGCUCAGUGUUUGAGCGCGCAUUGGACGCCGAGCCCCGCUCCAUCCACGUGUUUAUCAAGUACGCAGAGUUUGAGAUGAGCAAUCGCUUUGUCAACCAUGCGCGCAACAUUUGGGACCGUGCGACGACGCUGCUGCCACGCGCAAACCAGCUGUGGUACAAGUACACGUACAUGGAGGAGAUGCUUGGCAAUGCUGCGGGUGCGCGCCAAGUGUUUGAGCGUUGGAUGGCGUGGGAGCCAGAGGAGCAGGCCUGGAACACGUUCAUCAAAAUGGAGCUGCGCUAUGGCGAGGUUGCCAACGCGCGUGCCAUCUACGAACGCUUUGUCGGGGUGCACCACGACGCCAAGAAUUGGAUCAAGUACGCGCGCUUUGAAGAGUCGCAAGGCGAGAUUGACCUCGCUCGCAGCGUCUUUGAGCGCGCCGUCGCCUUCUUUGGCGAAGAGUUCAUGGACGAGCGUCUGUUUGCCGCCUUUGCGCGCUUCGAAGAGGGCCAGCGCGAGUACGAUCGCGCACGCGUCAUUUACAAGUAUGCCCUCGAGCGUCUGCCAAAGACCAAAGCCGAAGACCUCCUGACCAGCUACACGCAAUUUGAAAAGAAGCAUGGCGAGAAGCGUGGUAUCGAGGAUGUUAUUCUGAGCAAGCGCCGUUUCCAGUACGAGGAGGAAAUCCAAGCCAACCCUUCGAAUUACGAUGCGUGGUUUGAUUACAUUCGUUUGGAGGAGAGCAACGGAGACCUUGAGCGUACGCGCGAUGUUUACGAGCGUGCGAUCGCCAACGUUCCGCCAGCGCAGGAAAAACGAUUGUGGCGUCGCUACAUUUAUCUUUGGAUCUACUAUGCUCUGUUUGAAGAGUUGGAUGCAAAGGACAUGGACCGAACACGAGAAGUGUACCGCGCCGUGAUCAAGCUCAUUCCACACAAGGUCUUUACAUUCUCCAAGAUUUGGUUGCUGUUUGCCCGCUUUGAACUCCGCCAAAAGAACUUGAAAGCGGCUCGUUUGGUUCUUGGCAAUGCGAUUGGCAUGUGUCCGAAAGACCAAAUCUUCAGGGGUUACAUUGACAUUGAACUGCAACUGCGCGAGUUUGACAACUGCCGAAAGCUUUACGAAAAGUUCCUGCAGUUCAAUGAAACCAAUAGCACGACCUGGGUCAAAUUUGCCGAGCUGGAGGCAGUUCUUGACGACGUUGAUCGCGCUCGUCAUAUUUUUGAGCUUGCCACAAGCAGACCCUCACUCGAUAUGCCCGAGGUGCUUUGGAAGGCCUACAUUGACUUUGAAACUGAACAAGGGGAAUUCGACCGCACCCGUGCUCUGUAUCGUCGCUUGCUUCAGCGGACUCAGCAUGUCAAGGUCUGGAUUAGCUUUGCGCAAUUCGAAAUCUCCGUCCCAUCGGAAACCAAUGCUGCCACUGCCCGUACGGUCUUCCAGGAAGCGGACAAGGCAUUGCGCAAGGAACAUCAAAAAGAGGAACGAGUGCUUCUGCUUGAGGCCUGGAAGGACUUUGAGUCGGUGCAUGGCUCGGCCGAGACUCGAUCAGAAGUGGCGACCAAGAUGCCAAUGAAGAUCAAGAAGCGCAAGAAAGCGUUGGCCGCCGAUGGGUCCGACGCCGGUUGGGAAGAGUACUUUGACUACAUGUUCCCCGACGAAAAGGAGAACGCUCCCAAUGUCAAGCUGCUCCAGAUGGCGCAAAAGUGGAAGGAAAAUCAGCUCAAGUUGAAGCAGCAACAAGCGCCGCAACCACCGCAGCAACAACCCGAGCCACAGGCCGCUUCUGCUGCAUCAAGCAGUCGCGCUGCGGUCCCCGCCUUCCAACCCCCGGCCUUCCAGGAUGAGGCAGAAUCUGAUCAGGCACCCGCAACUGCACAAGACGACGAGGAUGACGAGGCAGAGCUUGCUGCAUUCCGAAAUUCACAAGCUGCGCUGCAGCGCGAGCGCGAGGCCGCGAACGCCGAUGAGUAACCCGAAUGAUUUAAGUGUUUUUGUGUGUGUGCGUUUGCCUCUUCGCUCGCCUCUUUUUCACUGUGAUACUUGUUGCGGCUCAAGGUGAAAGCGAGCAAAUGGAUCUGUAUACAUUACAAAACAAAAACACCACCACAA
This is a messenger RNA of Capsaspora owczarzaki ATCC 30864, 2509 nucleotides long. Its product is annotated as HAT repeat-containing protein. Bases 101 to 2371 code for a protein of 756 amino acids. NCBI's taxonomy places the organism in Eukaryota, Filasterea, Ministeriida, Capsasporidae. Gene Ontology annotation, biological process: spliceosomal complex assembly; mRNA splicing, via spliceosome. Gene Ontology annotation, cellular component: post-mRNA release spliceosomal complex; U2-type catalytic step 2 spliceosome; Prp19 complex. Gene Ontology annotation, molecular function: protein binding. The transcript has 11 exons. The record is from RefSeq and is a predicted model, not a curated record.